CCCCUGUUAUUUUCAAAUCACCCCCAAAAUUGAUAUAGCUCCUCCUCAUUCGCAGGUGCUUUCACAAAAAGGCACGCCAACCCAGAUCUCUGAUUCGCCUCAUUCAAAUCAACUCAAAAUAUCGGUCCAGUGAAAUACAAAGUUGUCGGAGUUUUGCUUUCCCCCGACGUCACAAGUUUACCGAGUGGCGCUGAUGUCCAUUGUUCCCUUUCGAUUAGCUCCGUAAGUAAGGCCUUGGUCACCUAAAAGAAAAUAUGAUUUCUUUUAGCUAUUCCUUGGAAAGAUAUUUUGGUCGAAAUCUGUUUUAACACUUCCCACAAUUUGUUGGUGUUUCUCGACAUUUGAAAUAGAUCUCAGUCGCAACCAUUCAGGAAAGUUUACAAAGUGUAGGCCUCGAUCACAUCAUUGGUGCUACUUACUCAUCCCUUGUUUCCUAGGUACAAAUAAUUUUUUACAUUUCAUUACUUGUAUAAAAAUUGAUGCCACCGCGUUGAUUUCUCGGUUAUUAUCAUUUUCUUGCAUACCAUAUAUGCACUUGUGAGUUGUAAUUAGGUUACUACAUGACCCCACUUUGGGUAGAUCAGAAAUUACAGUUUGUGUUCAGCCCACCAUCCACUGUCAACGAUUUUUUAUUUAUGGGUGCAAGAGUAUUUUGUUGCUGUGUUGAAAAUUAUACAAUUUGCCUGUACUUUGUUUUUAUAUAAGGUCAGUUGCUUACUCGCUCGAUGUCGACGAGUCCUUUGUCCACCAAAUAUAUGCGACUAUGCUUGUUGCUCGAGGACAUUAUGCUCCUCUAUCGUACAUAAACCACAAGACUGUUAAAUCAUUACAUCAGUGUCCGGCCUAGACGUGAAAGGCGCCAAAUUUGUGCAUGCUUGGCGACACAGUGUUCUAACCAGGAUCCCUACCCAGUUGAAGUAUUUAGACAGACUUUUGGACUUGACAAAUUCUGCGUGUGUAUCCAAUCUACGCAUGGACCGUAACACGUUUGGUAGGUUGUGUCGUUUACUUUCUCAGGGGGGGCUGACCGUAGGAAAAUGAGGAGACCGAUAUAUUUUUGUCUGUAUUGGCACACCAUAAAAAGAAUCGAGUUGUUAGAACUACUUUUUGGCAUUCGGGUGGAACUGUAUCGUAUUAUGUCAACAAGGUUCUUGUUGUUGUACUUAGCCUGCAUCUUGUUCUUCUUUCGAAGCCUGUUCCUGUUCCGGAUGAUUGCACCGACAACCGCUGGAAGUGGUUUAAGGUAUUACAAUGACAAGUGUUUAUUUUGUGUAUAAUUUCCAAUUAGGCGAUAUGACCAUGACGUGCCACCGACUUAUUUGUUAAUGUCUAACUGUGUUUUAUUUGUUAAACUCGGGGUUGUUUCGGUGCGCUUGACGACAUCUAUAUUAAUGUCUUAGUCCGCAACGAUGACAAACCACUGUAUAGAACAAGGAAUGGUCAAAUAGCAACUAAUGUUCUUGCUGUGUGAGAUCGUCAAAUGCAGUUUGUGUACUUGCUCCCAGGUUGGGAAGGCUCCGCAGGCUACUCCCGUGUUCUGAGGGAUGCAGUUUCACAUCCCGAUGGGCUUAAAGUACCUCAAGGUUGCUAUUACCUUUGCGAUAAUGCUUAUGCGAAUUGCAAUGAAUUCCUAACGCCAUAUAAGGGAGUACGCUAUCAUCUGAAAGAGUGGGGUCCCAGCACUGAGACUCCCCAAAACACGAAGGAAAUAUUCAACAUGCGGCAUACCAAGGCACGAAAUGUGAUCGACCGUGCCUUUGGAGUCUUAAAAAUACGGUGGGGAAUUCUAAAGAGCUCUUCCUUUUAUCAUGUACAGACACAAAUCCGCCUAAUCAUGGCCUUUUUUUUGCUCCACAAUUUUAUUCGACGUGAAAUAGAGGUGGACUUGGUAGAACUUGAACUAGACACAAACAACUUUACCGCGAACACAGAGGAAGACAACAUCGUCGGGGAGUAUGUUGAAUAUAUCGAGCCCUCUUCAGAAUGGACUCAGUUCCGAGAUAGUGUAGCACUCAACAUGUGGAAUAACAGAUGAAUGACUUGUUUCAAAACACGUGACUUGGAUGACUUGUUAAACUAUUUCUAAAUGAUCUAUUUGUAUCCCUAGGCACUAUAUAAUUUGUUGAUUAUGUCAUUUGCUGCUCUAUGAACACCUACUCAUUUGCUUAAAUUAAUUGUUGAUGAUGAUCUAGAUAUAUGGUUCUAUCUGAUUUUUUGACAGCACGAUGAAUCCCAAAGGAGAAACGCCGGAAUGUGUUUGCGGUUACGGGAGGAUGGUACUUAGGUGUGCUGGGAAGUCAGCCCAGAAUGCUGGACGAUAUUACUUGAAGUGUCCAGUGAACGGGAAGCAUCCGGGGUCUUUUAAGUGGUAUGACGAGGUGGCCUCAGACACCAUGCAUCGAAGCUGGAAUCUCCAGACUGAAAGAGGGAAACGAGCUGAAGAUGUACCUGAAUCAGAGCCAAUGUGAUCAGUGUGUUGGAUAUAUAACUAUUUUGUAUGAACACUUCUUGUGGUGCAUCAACUAUUUUGGUAUAUGAUAAUAUAUAAUAUAUAAUAUUAUAAUUUUAUGUUUA
This is a messenger RNA of Salvia splendens (bonfire salvia), 2574 nucleotides long. RefSeq lists its product as uncharacterized. The record is from RefSeq and is a predicted model, not a curated record. Bases 1481 to 2035 code for a protein of 184 amino acids. The transcript has 2 exons. NCBI's taxonomy places the organism in Eukaryota, Viridiplantae, Streptophyta, Magnoliopsida, Lamiales, Lamiaceae. Gene Ontology annotation, molecular function: zinc ion binding.